AUGCCGACUCUGAUCACCUCGCGGCCCCUGGCUCUGCUGCUUCUGCUGCUGCAGCCACUACAAUUUAAGAUUUUGCGUGUCAGUCUCGAUAAGUCAGAGGAAGAGAUAGAACAGUUUGAAGAUUACUUGGAGGAACUGCACAGCUCAGGACCUGCCAAACCUCUGACCAAGGAGGCUUUCCAAAGACGUACAAUUAUCGAUCCUGAGAGACCACUAACUGAUCCAGACUACUGUACUGAUGAAAUGAAGAUGAAAAAUGUUCACGACAAGUUCCGUUGUGUCAGAGAACAUUUCUUCCUCCAAAUAGCAUAUGAGGACUUGCAAAAGAUCUGUAAAAACUUAUUUGUGCCUUGUAAGAAUGGAGUUAAGAAAUGUCACAGGAGCAGGCAACUAGUAGAAGGGGUGUAUUGUAAUUUAACGAGAGGAGCUAGAAUGUCAGACUGUGAAUAUGAAUCUUCUUAUAGGAAGGGCCAUGUCCUUAUCACUUGUCGAUGGCAAGAUGAUAUUCAAGAAAUUAUUCCUGCUUACGUAAAUGAUAUUAUGGUUUUACAUACUGAUGUCAAGGGUAAUAGCCUCUUCCACAAUGAAGCACAGUGGCCAUUCUAA
This is a messenger RNA of Callorhinus ursinus (northern fur seal), 606 nucleotides long. RefSeq names its product ribonuclease A family member 9 (inactive) (gene RNASE9). Gene Ontology annotation, molecular function: nucleic acid binding. Gene Ontology annotation, biological process: defense response to Gram-positive bacterium. The record is from RefSeq and is a predicted model, not a curated record. Lineage: Eukaryota; Metazoa; Chordata; Mammalia; Carnivora; Otariidae.